AUGAAUAUGAUGGAUUAUGAACAAUUUGAUUACUCAUUUAGCCCUCCCUACCUGAAUCAACUUCAUGAGUGUAACUUAGAAAAUGCAUUUUCAUUUCAGACAGAAGAUCUCUCAUCACCAAGCACCAUCCUGGAUGAAAUUUUUUAUGAAGAGUCAAUGGAAGGAUUGUUGCAGCAACAUACAAAAAACCAAGACUUUGGUUUCAUGAAUCAUGACAAAACAAUGGGUCUAGGGAAUCAAUUAUGCCAUGGAGUUACCCCAAAAGCCAGGGAAAAUGUGCAUGUUUCAAGUGAAGAAGAGGGCUCUUAUUUAAAGGGAAUUCAAGAAGAGCUAAUGGAAGACACCAGUUUAGCUGAUCUCUUGCUGACAGGAGCUGAAGCUGUUGAAGCACAGAACUGGGUUCUUGCUUCAGAAAUAAUUGAGAAACUUAACAAUUCCUCAUCUUUAGAAAAUGGUGAUAGUAUAUUGAACAGGUUGGCUCUUUUCUUUGCUAAGGGUCUGUGUUAUAAAAGUACAAAUGCAAAUGCCUCUGAAUUUCAGUGUAGUUCUGUUUCAACACAGACAAAUGCUUUGUGUGUGUUUCAGAUACUCCAAGAACUCUCUCCCUAUGUAAAAUUUGCUCAUUUCACUGCCAACCAAGCAAUUUUGGAAGCUACAGAAGGUGCUGAGGAUGUUCACAUAAUUGAUUUUGACAUCAUGGAAGGGAUUCAGUGGCCUCCAUUGAUGGUUGACCUUGCAAUGAGGAAGCGUACUACUACUUCACUUAGAGUAACAGCCAUCACAGCGGACCAAAGAGGUGCUGCUUCUGUUCAGCAAACAGGAAGAAGGCUUAAAGAGUUUGCUGCCUCUAUCAAUUUUCCAUUCACGUUUGAUCAGAUAAUGAUGACAAGGGAAGAAGAUUUUCAAAGAGUUGAACUUGGUCAAACACUUAUAGUCAACUGCAUGAUACAUCAGUGGAUGCCCAAUAGGAGUUUCUUAUUGGUCAAAACUUUUCUUGAUGGUGUCAGAAAAUUAUCCCCUAAGCUUGUUGUUUUAGUGGAAGAGGAAUUAUUUAAUUUUUCUAGACUCAAAUCCAUGUCCUUUGUGGAGUUCUUCUGUGAGGCUUUGCAUCACUAUACUGCACUUUAUGAUUCCCUUGCUAGUAGUUUAUGGGGUAGCCACAAGAUGAAGUUGACCCUGAUAGAAAAAGAGAUUUUAGGACUAAGAAUCUUGGACAGUGUGAGGCAGUUUCCUUGUGAAAGAAAGGAGAGAAUAUUGUGGGAAGAAGGAUUGUAUUCCUUGAAAGGGUUUAAACGAGUUGCUAUGAGCACAUGCAAUAUUUCUCAAGCCAAGUUCUUGGUAAGCCUGUUUGGUGGAGGGUAUUGGGUGCAAUUUGAGAAGGGUAGGUUGGCUUUGUGUUGGAAGUCAAGGCCUUUGACUACGGCUUCGAUCUUGGUACCGACAACUUAUCUGAGUGACAAGGUCAAAUAG
Messenger RNA from Abrus precatorius (Indian licorice), 1470 nucleotides. RefSeq names its product nodulation-signaling pathway 2 protein-like. Gene Ontology annotation, cellular component: nucleus. Gene Ontology annotation, molecular function: DNA-binding transcription factor activity; sequence-specific DNA binding. Lineage: Eukaryota; Viridiplantae; Streptophyta; Magnoliopsida; Fabales; Fabaceae. The transcript has a single exon. The record is from RefSeq and is a predicted model, not a curated record. Gene Ontology annotation, biological process: regulation of DNA-templated transcription. The coding region runs from base 1 to 1470 and encodes 489 amino acids.